CUCACAAGAGGAAGAGGAGCAGCCUGGAAUCCCAAACCACUCUCUCUGCUUUCCAGCAAUGGAUCCAAAGAUGCUAUAUUAGGUAAAAGAAGAAACAAUGAAAGCCUUUUUAAAAAGUUCAGAUGGUGUUUUCACGCUGAGGUCAAAAGUAACUACUAUAGGAAGACAUGAAGAUUCAGAUGUUGUUCUAAAGUCUGUAGGUAUUGAAGAUCAUCAUGCAGUCAUUGAAUUUAAUGAUUCAGAAAACAGUUUUGUUCUUCAAGAUUUCAACUCUCUUCACGGCUCUUUCGUUAAUGAUUGCCAUAUACAGAAUGCAGCUGUGAAAGUGGGUGCAGGGGAUAUUCUGCGCUUCGGUUCAGGAGGAACAUCCUAUGAGCUAGUGAUAGAAAACGCUCCUCAGAUGUCUUGCCCACCCAUGAAACGUCGCACAGCAUGGCCUGGGCAGCUCCAGUUUAUUUCAGAGACAGAACUUUAUACCACUUCAACAGCUCCGUCUCAACUUCCUUUCCUCCAGUCUCAGCACCCAACCAGUGUUCCCAACAGUUGGAUACCUGGAACAAAUGGAACCACACCCCAUCCACCAAACAGAAGACGACCUGUGAGUGCUUGGGGGAGAAGUAUGGCGACUUCUUUCUCUCCAGAUACGUUCAAUAGGCCUAUUGCAGCAAGACAAGUACCAGGAAAUGGACAAUCUGGAGCAAGUGGAGUUCCAUUAUCAGGAAUUCAUCAUAUGGAUAAACUUCUUCAGGAAAAGGAUGAAAUCAUUCUAAAAAUGGAAGAUGAAAUCCGUCAUUUUUUGGGUUUGGAAAGUGAGUCAAAACAUAAAGAUACAGUAAUAGCCAGUCUUCAGGAUGAAAUUGCAGUGAUGACAAAGAAGAUGGCUCAGGCUACUGCUAGGAAUGAUGUUGAGUUUACUCAAAAACUACAGACCUUUGAACGAGAUAUUGAAGCAAAGACAGAAGAGAUUAAAGCCUUGAAAGAGCAGAUCAGCAAUCUGCAGAGGGAUUCAAGCCAAGUCUUGUGCCAUUCCCUCUCUGAAAGAGACCUAGAAAUUGCAAACUUGAAAAAAGAGUGUGAGAAAUUGAAGAGGAACCAAGCUCUAACUACAGGACUGGUGACCAGUUUGCAAAGAGACAUUUCAGCAAAGGAGCAGAGAAUACUACAACUAAAACUGAAUGCAGAUAAACUGAAGAAGGAAAACAGGGAGAAAGAUAAUCAGCUUGCUGUCGUUUCUGCCAAGUGUUCUAGAAUUAAAGAGGAAAUGAAGCAUGAAUUCAGAGAGAAAGAAGUAAUUACAUACCAAAAUCACAUUGGAGAGCUGGAGCUGCAAGUGAAGGGACUGCAAGAAGAAAUUCAGAAAAACUGCGCUGAACAGGAAAUUAUAACAAGUAAACUUGCAGAAAAAACAAAGGCUGAAGAGGAAUUGAAAAAGGAGUGUGAAAGGAAAUGUCUGCAAUUACAAGAGAUGGGGCGCAGAGAAGGCCUCAUUAAAGCUGACUUGGAACAGGCAAAAGCUCAGCUGGACUGUUUCAAAAGGCAAAUGAUUGAAAUCCUCUAUUCACAAGAAGCAGAAAUUCCAGAGACUGUAACAGAUCAACAGGUUAGUUCAGGUGACAGCAAACACAAUUUCUUGAUGCUGUUACAUUUUGGGCUACAUUUGCAGCCCUAUUCCGAAAUAGGCUGCAAGCGUAGAUAUACCCUCUGUCAAUUAUUUUACACUGAAUUAAGAAUUGUUAUGGAAAAUGGAGGCUUAUGUUUACCUGAAAAGUCAUUCUUUUCAAGUGAAAAUGGGUGUGUCUUCCAUUUCUGUGCAUUUAUUUCUUCUUCUGUCUUCAUACCCUUUUAUCAGUUAAUGGAAAAGAUAAGAGAGAUCAUUGAUAAAAAGCUGCAGAUUCAUAAAGAGAAGUUAUUACAAGAGGAAAUAAGUUCCAAGAACUCCAAAGAGAAGAAAGUAUCUGAAAGCGUUGAGGUGUUGAAGAAAUCAUUGGAUGAACUCCAGGAUUUUUUAAAGAUCUCCUAUUGCAGUGAUAGCUUGAAAAGAGAGAUUUGUAAUCUUCAAGAUCUGUGCAUUGACCCCUCUGUCUUGUGGGUCCGCACACAAGUAGUUGAAAUUCUAAGCAGUUUACUCUCAUGGGUAGAAGCAGUGGAACAACUACUUCAUGAUGUGGGGAUUGACUUGUCUUGCUGUGACAAAGGAAGAGUCUCCUACAUGAAGAGUCUGCUGAAGAAUAGUCGUGAAACUGUGGGCAGAAUUCAAACAUUGCAGGCCCAAUUACACAAAUUACAGGAAUCCCAGAAUUCUCUGCUACAGGAAAAGCUGAAUGAACUAAAAGUAGAACACGAGAAAGAAUUACAGGAGAAGAUAAAACUAAUACUUUUAGAAAAAGAAGAAGAAAAUAAAAAGAUUCUAGACAGUGCUGUUGCCCAAGAAAAAGGCAAAUUAAAGGAAUCUGUGGAGGAAGAAAAGAGAAAGGUCCAACAUUUGGAAAAUCAGUGGAGACAUCUGAGUGAGAUAAUUGAACUUAAAAUGAAAGAAGAAGACAUUAUAAAUGCCAACCUGAAAGAAGCAGUGGACAGCUUAGAAGAGGCUCAAAAGAGAGAGGUCAUGUUGCAAGAGCACCUGUUGAUGCAGGACAAACAUCUAACACUCAUUCAGGAGGAGAAUGAGUUACUGAAGCAGAAAAUUCAGAAAGAGAUCAUGGAGUAUAAAGAACAGAUCAAGCAACAUUCAGAAACAAUUGUGGCUUUAGAAGACAAACUGCAGGAAGCCACACAACAGCAGGAGAAUAUAGAGGAGGAAAAUGUAGCGCUACGGGAAAAAAUAGAAAUAUUUCAGAAAGAGCCUCAGAAGUCAGCAUCAGCUGUUUCAGAAGAGCAUUCUGACAAUGAAGAGGCCCAUGCACUUCUGAUAGGAGAAUUAGCAGUUGCUCGGAAGGAAAUCCUGUCCAAACAGGCUAUCAUUUUGGGAUUAAAGAGAGACCUCUCAGAAGCCAGAGCCAGAAUGUCGGAUAUGAUAGGAGAACUCAGUGAAAAACAAAAAAUGGAACUGGAGCAGAACCUAAUUCUCGUUAGAAGCCAAGAGAGUGAACUGAACAUGCUUAGAGAGAAGCUAUCUGAGAUGUCAGACCUUGUGGACAAGAAGGAUAAAGACCUGAGAACUUCAGCUGAAGAAUUAAGGUAUGCCAAAGAAAAACUGAAAAAGAUGAAUUAUUCAGCAAAAGAAAAAGAAAGUGAGUUUGUGAAGCUGCCACAAACAGAUUUGCAAGCGAGUACCACCACAAAGGAUGAAAUUGCCAAAAUCCAAAAGAAGCAGACUUUGGACUUGGCUGACCUAGGAGCUAAAUGUAAGGGCCUCAGACACGAGGAGAUCAUUCAGCGCCAAAAAGACGCACUGACUGAGCUCCGAGAGAGAAUCAAGACCCUGGAAAAAUCUCAGUCUUUAACUAUGACAGAGAAGGUUCCUGAGUCACUUAUAGUGCUAAAGAAAGACCUAUCUGAGAAAAUAACUCAGAAAAUAGGCAUAGAAAAGGAACGUGUGCCAUCAUCAGUGAAAAAAGUGGAGGUCAAGCUUCCGUCCCGUUGUCCCCACACAUAUUCAAAUGUAGCCUUAGAGAAGACAGCAAAGUUGGAAACGUCUGAGGCUUUAGACCUCAGUGAGAAGAUGUAUCACAACUUAAUUCAUGCUCUUGGAAAACUGAUGAAUGUGAAGGAGCUGACAAGAGUUCAGUCUGUUAAGCAUCUUUCGCAGGAUGAGAGAGAAAAAGUAGGAAUGCAACGACAGAAGGACCUUGAUCUGCUGUAUGAUAAGAUCUGUAAACUCAAGAGUCGGCUAGAAAGGAAAGAAGAAUUAUUGAAAGCGUAUGAGUCAGACUUUGGACAACUCAGGGCGAAUAAGCUGGCUUUGCAAACUUAUCAGGCUGAGAUGACUAAACUGGAAGAUGAAGUCUAUAGAGAAGCAGAAGAGAAUGCUCUGCUGAAAGAGGCUCUAGAGAGGACACAGUCCCAGCUGAAUCAGGAGAAAAGGUUGAACAGAGCCAUUAAAUUGCAAAAGAGCCAUUUAGAGGAACUGGAGAAGAGAAGUGAAAAGUUGUCAUCGUGUUGCGUCUGUUCACAAAAAGACAGAGCCAGGAAGCCUGGACCCAAAACGAAAUCAUUCCCCGAAAAACUGAAGACAACAGACCAUGUGAUAGAAACAUGUAAGAGGAGAACACUCAGUAACACCACCCCAUAGGCAUUUCUCCUGCAAAAUCCUGUGCUAGGAAUUUGCCAACUACUGUUUGGGUUAGACCUGUUAUUGUAUUGUUCUGCUGAGAACCCAUUUAGCCCUUUGUAAAUACAUGAAAUGCUGCAGUAUGUAUUAAAUUACAUAGGAUUUCUUUUUCUUAAAUUUGUUGCAUUAUGUACUGUAUUGUAUUUUUGCCAUUAUCAGAAGUGUACAGAAAAUGGUCAUUUUAAUACA
This is a messenger RNA of Pelodiscus sinensis (Chinese soft-shelled turtle), 4459 nucleotides long. The record is from RefSeq and is a predicted model, not a curated record. Lineage: Eukaryota; Metazoa; Chordata; Testudines; Trionychidae.